UCCUUAGUUAUAUAGACUAGUAGUUUCUGAUAUGGUACUAGUAAUUCAGUUGUAUAUACGAGUAUGUAAUGGAAUCAGAAUAUCAGAGUUUGAUUAUAUCGUACUAAUGUUUAUAACAUUAAUGAUACUCGAAAAAUCGUGUACCUUAGUAGUAAACUAUUGAUGAAGAAUGUCAGCAGUGUACGACAAUUGGGAAAGGCUAGUCAGCGCCACUAUUCGCAGAGAGGAGCUCCGGCUAAGUGCUCUUAGGACCCCAAGUGAUGUUUCUUCAGCAUCAUUAUCAUCAUCUUCCUCCUUUAACUUCGCUUCCUCUUCUACCAAAGUUUCGUCUUUCAACAAUUCCUCCAGAUUACCAGCAGUUGGGAAAUCUUUUACUUAUGAUCAAAUCCUCUUAGCCACCGAUUACUUCAGUAAAUCGAAUUUCAUCAAGCAUGGCCGCUCUGGGGAUCUCUUUCAUGGUGUUUUAGAAGGUGGGCUUCAGGUGGUUGUUAAAAAGGUUGAUCUGUCAGUGGGUUCAUACUUGGUAAAUGAAUUGGAAAUUCUUGGCAAGGUUUCUCAUGCUAGAUUUGUUCCUUUUCUGGGGCAUUGCUUUGAGAAUGGGAAUAACACGUUUCUGGUUUACAAAUACAUGCUUAACAAGGACUUGUCCAGUUGUUUGAGUAAUAGGGGAAUUGCCCCGGAUGGCAUUAAAGUUGAUUGUCAAAAAUCGACAUCAUUAAGUUGGGCUACGAGGUUGAAGAUUGCGACUGGAGCUGCACAGGGUUUGUGUUAUCUGCAUCAUGAAUGUCUUCCACCCCUUGUUCAUAGAAAUUUUGAAGCUCGCAGCAUACUUAUUGAUGAAAGCUUUGAAGCACGGAUAGGGAGGCUUACUGAGGUCUCUACUGAGAAAAAAGAGAAAAAUCAGAACAGGAUUUCAAGGUUAUUACGGUUGUCAAAGGCUUCUGAAGGAGGCGAUGCAGGUUCAUUGAAUGCAACGUAUGCCUAUGAUGUUUAUUGCUUUGGAAAGGUUUUGCUUGAACUAGUCACGGGUUAUCCCGGUUUUGGUGAUCACAAUGAUUUGAGCAUCAAUGCUGGGAUGGAAGACAUUUUGCCUUACAUCAGUACUUAUGACAAGGAACUCUUUGUGAACAUUGUGGAUCCAUCUUUAGAAGUGGAUGAGGAUCAGUUGAUUGAAUUGUGGGCAGUUGCUAUCAUUGCAAAGGCUUGCUUAAAUCCCAAGCCUUCUAAGCGGCCUGUAAUGCCACGUAUACUUGAAGCUUUGGAAGACCCUAAGUCGGUAAUGUUCUCUACUUGUGAAAGCCCAUGGCCUGAUGGUGUACUUGGCACAGUGGCAAAGACAAGAGCAACUGAGGGAAUGACUGGAGUAGGUACAUCACAGGGAUCUGCUAAUACAGCAUUUUGGGACAUCAACCUCAACAAUUUAAGAGUUUACACUUUCCGAGAACUCGUAGAUGCAACUAAAAAUUUCAGAAGUGAUAGUGUGCUGGGAGAAGGUGGAUUUGGAAGAGUAUACAAAGGUUUGAUUGAUGAUAAGUCCACAUCAAAGGGCGGUGCUCGAUCAGUGAUUGCAGUUAAAAAGAUGAAUCCUGAAAGUCUUCAAGGAUUUGCUGAGUGGCAGACUGAGAUACGCAUGCUUGGAACGCUUUCUCAUCCCAACCUUAUUAAGCUCCUUGGUUACUGCUGGGAAGAUGAGAAGCUGCUCCUUGUCUAUGAGUACAUGCCAAGGGGCAGCUUUGGCAACCACCUCUUUGGAAGGGGCUCUUCUGUUCAACCACUUCAAUGGGAAUUACGGCUUAAGAUCUUAAUUGGGGCAGCUCGAGCUCUAGCAUUUUUGCACGCAUUAAAGAAACAAGUUAUCUACAGAGAUUUCAAGGCCUCAGACAUACUACUUGAUGGUUAUUACAAUGCCAAACUAUCAGAUUUUGGAUUUGCAAAGAUGGGUCCUUCGGAUGGUCAAUCACAUGUGACAACACGUGUUAUGGGGACCUAUGGCUAUGCUGCUCCCGAAUACGUGGCAACAGGGCACUUGUAUGUGAAGAGCGAUGUGUUUGGUUUUGGUGUUGUAAUGGCCGAAGUGCUAACAGGUUUAAGGGCUCUGGACCUUAAUCGUCAGCAGGGGAAACACAACUUGGUUGAUUGGAUCAUGCUUCAUUUAUCGGACAAAAGAAAGAUAACGAGCAUAAUGGAUUCUCGGUUGGAAGGCAAAUACCCAAUAAAAGCUGCAGUGAAAAUGGCUCAGCUCACUCUGAGAUGUCUUGCUCCUGAGCCUAAAGCAAGACCACCAAUGAAAGAAGUUGUGGAUGAACUAGAACACAUUGCAUCUGCUAAAUGAUAAGCCAAAAGAACCU
Coffea arabica (coffee) is the source of this 2348-nucleotide messenger RNA. The record is from RefSeq and is a predicted model, not a curated record. NCBI's taxonomy places the organism in Eukaryota, Viridiplantae, Streptophyta, Magnoliopsida, Gentianales, Rubiaceae.